Molecule: messenger RNA, 1838 nt
Organism: Tribolium madens (black flour beetle)
Lineage: Eukaryota; Metazoa; Arthropoda; Insecta; Coleoptera; Tenebrionidae
Gene: ArgRS-m
Product: probable arginine--tRNA ligase, mitochondrial
Exons: 5
Coding region: 99-1793 (564 amino acids)
Biological process (GO): mitochondrial translation; arginyl-tRNA aminoacylation
Cellular component (GO): mitochondrion
Molecular function (GO): arginine-tRNA ligase activity; ATP binding
Source: RefSeq, a predicted model, not a curated record
CCGGUCGCUAUGUUGACGCAUGUUGUCAUUAUCAUAACCUCAAAACCGUAAUUUCAUAAUUUUGGACUUUCUGUAACCAAAUUCUAGUGUAGAAAUAAAUGUCAACAAAAUUAAAACUAUAUCUGGGCCGAAAGGUGAUUGAUUCACUUAGUAGGUCAACGAAAUUCACCCCCAUUGAACUUCUCCCCCUCAUUCAUGUCGGAAACACGACUUUGAAUAACAGUUUUGAGCUACACUUGCCUCUAAGCACCCUGGAAGACCAUUUAGGCGUCCCCAACGUAAACGAAAUCCUCAAAAUUCGCCCCGAUGAUAUAAUUAAAAGCAUUGAAACAAAGAAAGACCGCGCUAAUAGAAAAAUUAGUUUCGAAAUAGACCGKACGAUUUUCAUCCAAGACGUUAUUGAAAACAGCCCCAACCCUGACUUAAACCUAAAACCUAGAAACAUAGUCGUUGAAUUUAGCUCACCAAACAUUGCUAAACCGUUCCACAUGGGGCAUUUACGCUCAACCAUAAUCGGGAAUUUUAUUGGCAAUUUAAACUCAUUUUUGAACAAUAAAGUAACCAAACUCAACUAUUUAGGGGACUGGGGCACGCAGUUUGGGUUUAUUAAAGUGGGGGUUGACGAGCUUAAACACACACAAGAAGCAAUAAAAAAUAAUCCGUUGAAACUCUUAUACGAAUCGUACGUUUACGCGAAUAAACUUGCCGAAAAAGACCCCACAGUGGCAGACAGAGCAAGACAAGAAUUUAAUAAAUUGGAGAAAGGGGCACCCGAGGGGCUAGAAUAUUGGAAAGAGUACAUGCAGUAUAGUAGAAAGGAAUUAGAGACGACUUARAAAAGAUUAGGUGUUGUUUUUGAUGAGUAUAAUUUUGAGUCGAAUUAUAGUGUUAAGGAUAUUCAAAAUGUGAUAGAUGUUUUAAAUAGUAGGCAUAUCCUACAGAAGGAAAGCGAUGGAAAGUUGAGUGUUGAUGUAAAUAAACGGAAAGUCGCAAUUAUGAAAAGUGAUGGCUCCACUUUAUAUUUAACGAGAGAUAUAGCGGCCGCAAUAGAUAGAUAUAACAAAUACAGCUUUGAUAAAAUGCUUUACAUCGUGGAUAACAGCCAAAGCGACCAUUUUAAUAAUCUUAAAGCAAUUUUGCAUAAAAUGAACCUGCCGUGGGCUCACAAGRUKCAACACGUUAAAUUUGGCCGAAUUCGUGGGAUGAGUACAAGAAAAGGAACAGCCAUCUUUCUGAGAGACAUUCUCGAUGAAUGCAGAGAGAUAAUGAUAAAGAAACAGGUCGAGUCCCCAAACACKCGAGUCCCCAUUGAUGACAGCGCCGUGUCAGACAUACUCGGCGUUUCUUGCGUCAUAGUCAACGACUUGAAGCAACGCAGACAAAAAGAUUACGAUUUCACCUGGGACAAUGUUUUACAAAUCCAAGGAGACACGGGUGUUAAAUUACAAUACACCCACUGCCGCCUUUACAGUCUCGAACGCAAUUCUGGGGCAACACGACCCAAAAAAGUCAUCCCUGAAGUAAUCACAGAGCCAGAAGCCACGGCCUUAGUUCGAGAAAUCGCCCGAUUUCAUGAGAUUUUAAACAGAUCUAAUGAGCAACUCGAAGCUUGCAUUCUUGUAACGUACCUGUUUCGCCUGUGUAAUCAAAUCAACAAAGCCCUCAAAGUGUUACAAGUCAAAAAUACCGAUCCCGAGAUCGCCUCCCAGAGGCUACUCCUGUUCAUAACAGCGCGGCAAGUUCUAGGAAAAGGGAUGAGUAUACUAGGAUUACAUCCUCUUGACGAAAUGUGAAUUAUUUUAUUGAACUAUUUGUAAUACAACUAACGUUUUUUCCAA